Messenger RNA from Histoplasma capsulatum G186AR, 384 nucleotides. RefSeq lists its product as uncharacterized. The transcript has 5 exons. The record is from RefSeq and is a predicted model, not a curated record. Lineage: Eukaryota; Fungi; Ascomycota; Eurotiomycetes; Onygenales; Ajellomycetaceae. The coding region runs from base 1 to 384 and encodes 127 amino acids.
AUGGAUUCCUCGGGAAGAGUGAGAGAGUAUGUCGAGUCGACCGCAAGAUCGCAGUCGGGUCGAGGACUCCGCAUCCCCGAGGGUAUGGAUAUCAUAGUAAUUUAUACCAACAAGGGUAACCCAGAAAUCAUCGAUCAACCCGAGAGAGAUGCAAAGAAUAUGAUGAGGGCUAAGGAAAAACGCCCUCGACACCCAAUGCAGGAGGAUAUUGAAUCGCUCCCUCUCUACUUGAAUCCCGUCCUCGAGUCACUUGCGCUCUGCCUUUGCGCGAGGCGGACGAAUGUUUCAACUUGCGUUAUCUCCCCCGAAGGUGCCGAUGUACGAUUCAAAACUACAUGCAAUCCAUCAGUGAUGGAGAGGGUGAUUGGAUGGCGUAGUGUCUAG